AUGACGUUAAAGGACCACGAGAGCGACUCGAAAUCACACAGAGCUGUUUACUCUCGAAUCGCUCUCGCAAAAGAUGAAGCAUCUGGAUAUCAAGAACCCAUUCAAAGUGCACCUUCGACUGGAAGUGAUCCAGAUGUGAAGAACCCUGUAGAGUCACUUGCUGUAGUUCUGGAAAAUGUUGCAGAUGACAAUGCAGAAAAUAUUUUGUCUCUUUUGGUGGAGAAUGUCAGUGGUCUUUCUGAAAAGGAAUUUACCGUGGACUUGCUAGAAUUAAACACAGCAGUCGUGACUUUUAAAAGCCCCAGUGCUGUAGGGAAGUUUCUUGAGGAGAGCAGGACACACAAAAAGUUUAAGGAUUAUGGUCUGAAGGCUCGUGCCUUGGAGAGGAGCACAUGCAUAAGGGUGGAGAAUCUUCCUUCUAAUGCCGAUAAGAUGCUGCUGGAGUUGUAUUUUGAAAAAUGGGGUGGUCCGAUAGAAGAAAUCAUCACAUUACCAAUGGAGCAAGCGGCCAUUAUAACAUUUAAGAAUGAAGAAGGCAAGGAAAAGAUAUUGAAGACAAAGCAUAUCAUCAGUGAUGUUCCAGUCAAGGUCUACCCCUACUAUAAAUCCUUGGGUACAGCAGUGUAUGGUAGCAACAGACCAACAUUGAAACUUCCUGAACCCUUCAAAGUCGAUAUACAUCCUGCCAUCAGGGAGUUCCUUUUCAAAAAUAAGCUAAUUUCCUCUAUUAGUGAUAAGAUGAGCUCACAUUUCUGCAAAAUAAACAUAGACAAACCUAAAGUUCUGCUCAGUCCUGAUCCAGCAUUGUUGCAACAGAAAGGUUUAAACAGAAAACAUGUUGAUAGUUGGAGAAAGAAUGCAUCAGAUGCCUUUGAAAACAUCACUUCCAACUAUAAAGCAUUUGAGUUCCAAGUAUCGUACCUCUUGUGGACCAAAGUGAAGGAUAAUAUAAAGGAAAUGGUGAAAAAUCUGGUUUUUACAGAUAUCGAUGCAUCUAAAGGGGUCCUAACAGUGGCAGGUUUGGCCCAUGAUGUAAAUGACCUGAGACCCCUCCUGGAGAAAAUGUUAGAGCGAGCAUCAGCUCAAAUGGAGAAAGAGAGGAGCAGUGUCACAGAAGACAUGGAGAUGACACCUGGCAUGUAUUUCCUGCUUCUACAAGAUGGUCUGCAAACCGCUACAGCUGCUUCUCCACAACUGCGCCUUGAUUACAACAAAAAAAUGAACAAAUUGUCUUUAUCAGGUGUACAAACUGAAAUUUUCACCUUUAAGAAUUGGGUUCGUGAGAAACAAUUAAAUAUUAAACAGACACCUUUAAAGAUUGAUCAUUCAUUACUGGAGUUCUUGAAAUCGGUGGAUUGUGAUGAGAUGUCCAAAGACCUGUUUGUGUCUCAUGGAAUAAGUGCCGUAUACACGGUAGAAAAUGGAGAUCUUGUUUUGAUUGGAAGCACAGACCGAGCACUUUCUGAGGCACAGGAGAGGUUAAAUAUGGUUCUUGAAUCUAAAGAUGUCAUUGUAGAAGAUCGUGGUGUGAUGUCAUUACCACAGUGGCAAGAUCUUAUUAAACAUCAGCAAAGUUUUUACAGUACAUCCAAAAAGAGGACAGUGUUGAUAAACACAACACAAAGAGACAGAGUAAUAGUGUCUGGAUUUAAGGGACCAGUGAUGGAGAUCAGCCAGACAUUAGGAGACUUCAUUGAGAAACACACUAGAAUUGAAGAUGCUGUCCGUGUGAAGUCACAUGCGGUGGUUGAAUUUAUAAAAGAGAGAAAAUCACAGAACUGGCAGCAUUUUUUAAAGUCUAAUGAGGUAACGGUGCAUUUUGAUUCAAAGAGACCCCGGAUCAAAGUCUCUGGAGAGCGAAUGUCUGUACAGCCGGCUAUGACCUUUUUCAAAAAGAUGUCAGAUGCUCUUCACGCUGACACACUGACCAUUAAAAAGGCAGGAGCAAAAAAAUACUUCAAGGAGGAAGGUCAACUAAUGCUGUCAGUGUUACUGAGGGAAAGUGGAUUUGUGGUUGUGCUCCAGGAAGAUCACAUGCUGGAAGAGGAGGAGGAGGAUUACAAUAAAGGUAGUUUUGAAGAUUUUGUGGGGUCCUGUGAGGUUCGGACUCCAGGUGGAGUAACCGUUAUAGUCAGAAAGGCAGACAUUUGCACGCUAAAAGUUGAUGCUGUGGUGAACGCAGCUAAUGAAGAUCUGCAGCACAUUGGUGGAUUAGCCCUGGCACUUCUUCAAGCUGCUGGACCAGAUCUGCAGGACUGUUGUAACAAGUACAUACAAGCUAAUGGGCGUCUGCGGCCCGGAGAUGCCAUCAUCACUGAGGCUGGUCAUCUUCCCUGUAAAUAUGUAGUGCAUGCUGUUGGACCUCGAUAUAACAGUUCAGACAGACCUGGUGUAGUGCAACGUUUAAGAAGUGCUGUGAGGGAAAGUUUAAAGCAGGCUUCAAGCAAACACUGCUCUUCCAUUGCAAUUCCUGUUAUCAGCUCAGGGAUAUUUGGCUGUCCUCUCGAACUAUGCACAGAAGCAAUUGCCAGGGAGGUGCGGGAGUUCAUUGAUGAUCAGUACCGCAUUGGCUCACGAAGUAAACUUACUGAGAUUCACUUGGUUGACAGCAAUGGCACCACUGUGAAUGCCAUGGCUCAAGCUGUGGGAAAGUACUUUGCUGAUUUUAGACCCAAAAUGAAUGUCCCCUAUCAAAACAAGCCUAGUGGCAGUGGCGAUUAUGUACAGAAAGGUCAGGGCAAUCAUGGUCAUGACCAAGGAUAUUACGGACAAAGAAGCCAAGAAUCUGGAAAUUACAAUAAUGAGCCGAAAAAACAUGGUAAUAGAGACUUAGAAAGACAACCGCGAUUGAGAGAAGAAACCAACUUUUUUGGUGGGAGAUCAGAGUCGUUUGAUGGGUCGAGUGUUCUUGAAACCAAAACUACACAAGGUGGACUACAACUCAUUUUGAGCAAAGGGAACAUCCAGGAUGCAAAGACUGAUAUCAUUGUAAACACUAUAUCAGAAGACCUGGACCUCAAUAAAGGUGCCAUUUCCAAGGCCCUCCUUCAGGCUGCCGGUCAUCAACUCCAAAAAGAGGUCACUACAACUGUUCAUGCAAGCAGGCUGAAUCAUGGAAAGAUGGUCAUCACAGAUGGGUAUAACCUGAAAUGUAAAAGAGUCUUCCAUGUAGUUUGCCCAUUUUGGAAAGGUGGUCGUGCCUCAGAAGACAGGGACCUCUGUCAGAUCAUUAGAGAUUGUCUGAAAAAAGCAGAAACUCUGCAGAUGACUUCAGUCUCCUUCCCAGCUAUUGGUACUGGAAACCUUGGCUUUCCUAAGGAUCUGGUGGCCAGGAUCAUACUGAACGAAGUCCAGGAAUUCACCCCUCAAAACCUCAGAAAAAUAGCUGUGAUUGUGCACCCAUCUGACAGAGAAAGUUUAGAUUGCUUUACCAGAAUCUUCAGAAAUGGGAUUCAGAGUCCAAUCACAAAAAGAGCAAAGCACCACAAUAUGCCUAAAACAAAACCCUUUGAAAAGUCAGCACAGGCAUCUGGGUUUUUUGGCAAGGUCUCCGCUCCCUCUCAUGGGGUGAUCACUAUGCAAAUAGGUGAAGUGACCCUGCAGGUUUCAUCAGGAGACAUAACUAAAGAAAAAACUGAUGCAAUUGUCAACUCCUCAAAUCCCACAUUUUCUUUAAAAACAGGAGUAUCAAAGGCAAUUUUAGAUGCUGCUGGAUUUCAAGUGGAACAGGAAUGUUUACAGAUUGUUGGAAGGGGUUCACAAAAUUUUCAGCAAACAGAGAUUGUGACCUCAGCUGGGAAGCUCCCAUGUCGAAAAAUCAUCCAUAUCAUUGGUCAUAAUACACCUUCUGAAAUUAGAGAUGUUGUUUUGUCUGUUCUGAAGAAAUGCGAGGCAAACCAACUGUCCUCUGUUGCCUUUCCGGCUCUUGGCACUGGUAAGGGUGGAGCAAAACCAGCUGAUGUUGCAGAUGCAAUGGUUGAUGCUGUUGUUGAAUUUGUGAAGAAAAAUAAACCAACGAAUGUAAAGCUGGUAAAGUUCCUCAUAUUCCAGACAAGCAUGGUGGCAGAUUUUCACCAAAGCAUGCUUAAACAAUCAGAUGAAAAAUUGGAGGAGGACAAAGGCUUUGUGGAAAAAUGUAUAGACAGGGCAAAAGAAUUAUUUUGGUGGGAAACUCCCAAAAAUGAAGAGUUGGUGAUUGUGGUUGACGGAACUGAACCAGCCGUGUUACAGCUGUGUGGGGAGACCGCACAGGACUUGAAUAAAGCAAGGGAUAUGGUCAACAACUUGAUUUUAAGAAAGUUUCAAAACACUACAAUCCAUGAUCCGGCUAUUGGUCAUUUCACCAAAGAGGAUGCAGAAAUGCUGAGCGCAAUGCAGAGAGAGCUUGACGUGAGCAUCAAACUUGAGAAAAGAGAACAAGACUCGGCUAUCACAUUGGAGGGACUGAAGAGAGAUGUCCACACAGCUGAGAGUCGUAUUCGGGACAUGAUCCGUAAGGUGGAAAGGAAUGAAAGAAGGCGGCAUGAGGCAUCCCUUAGCAGCCAGUUUGAGUGGAAAUAUCUAGCGACUGGGAAGAACAUGAAAAGCUUUGAUAAGCUGACCAAUUAUGACCUGGAAAAAGCCUUUCAGAACAAAAACACCUCUGUGAAAAUCAAAAUUGAUAAUGAUGAAUACACGGCCGAUUUAGUUUUUCUACAGGCCACAAGAGGGAGUAAGCAGAUUGAAUUACACAGAGUAGAUUUGUCAGACUAUCGACUUGCCAGUCAUUUCCUUAUUAUUCAAAGUGUCGGUAUGGAGGAAUAUCCUUAUCCGAUCGUUGUGGAGGGGGACUGGAAUCCUGAACAUUCAAAAAGUUUAAAAAAUAAACUCCAUAUUUACUUUCAAAGUAGGAAGAAAUCUCAGGGAGGAGACUGCGUCGUACAAGUCAAUGAAAACAGCAGCGCUGCUACAGUUCGGUUUAAAUCAUCUGAGAUUCGAGAUGAUGUUCUCUCCAAAACGGAUCAUGUGAUUACAUUUGGGAAAGACAAUGUCAAUUUAAAAGUGAGCAAACCCAGCGAUGCAGCGAAAGAGUCUGACAGCACGCCACAGCUGAAUGAGCAGGCAUCUGGAUAUCAAGAACCUAUACAAAUUACCCUUCCAACUGAAAGUGAUCCAGAUGUGAAGAACCUUGAAGAGUCAUAUGCUGUAGUUCUGGAGAAUGUUGCAGAUGACUUUACAAAAGGUGUUUUGUCUCUUUUGGUGGAGAAUGUCAGUGGACUCUCGGAAAAGGACUUUAGCAUGGAACUAAUACCAGAAUUAAAGACAGCAGUUGUGACCUUUAAUGUUCCCCGUGUUGCAGGAAAGUUUCUUGAGGAAAGUAAAACACACAGAAAGUUCAAGGACUAUGGUCUGAAGGCCCGCGCCCUGGAGAGAAGCACAUGUAUAAGGGUGGAGAAUCUUCCAUCUGAUGCCAAUAAGAUGCUGCUGGAGUUGUAUUUUGAAAAAUGGGGUGGCCCGGUAGAAGAAACCAUCACAUUGCCAAUGGAGCAAGCAGCCAUUAUAACAUUUAAGAAUUUAGAAGACAUGGAAAAGGCAAGGAAGAUGGAGCAUUCCAUCGAUGAUGUUCCAGUCAAGAUCCACCCCUACUAUAAAUCCCUAGGAACAGCCUUGUAUGGUAGCAACAGACCAACAUGGAAACUACCUGAACCAUUUAAAGUCGAUAUACAUCCUGCCAUCAGGGAUUUUCUCCUCAAGAAAAAGCUAAUUUCCUCUAUCAGUGAUAAGAUGAGCUCACAGUUCUGCCAAAUAAACAUAGACAAACCUGAAGUUCUGCUCAGUCCUGAUCCAGCAUUGCUAAAACAGAAAGGUUUAACCAGAAAACAUGUUGAUGGUUGGAGAAAGAAUGCCUCAGAAGCCUUUGAAAGCAUUAUAUCCAACUAUAAAGCAUUUGAGUUGCCAGUAUUAUACCCCUUGUGGACCAAAGUGGAGAAUGAAAUAAAGGAAAUGGUGAAAGAUCUGGUUUUUACACAUAUGGAUUCAUCUAAAGGGGUCCUAACAGUGGCAGGUUUGGCUCAUGAUGUAAAUGACCUGAGACCCCUCCUGGAGAAAAUGUUAGAGCGAGCAUCAGCUCAAAUGGAGAGAGAGAAGAAUAGUUUAACAGAAGACAUGGAGAUGACACCUGGCAUGUACUCCCUGCUUAUACAAGACGGUCUGCAAACCGCUACAGCUGCUUCUCCACAACUGCGCCUUGAUUACAACAAAAAAAUAAACAAAUUACAUUUAUCAGGUGUUAAAACUGAAAUUCUCACCUUCAAGAAUUGGGUCCUUGAAAAGCAAUUAAAUAUGAAACAGACUCCUUUAAAGAUUGAUGAUUCUUUACUGGAGUUCUUGAGAUCGGUGGAUUGUGAUGAGAUGUCCAAAGACCUGUUUGUGUCUCAUGGAAUAAGUGCUGUAUACACGGUAGAAAAUGGAGGUCUUGUUUUGAUUGGAAGCACAGACCGAGCACUUUCUGAGGCACAGAAGAGGUUGAAUGUGGUUCUUCAAACUAAAGACGUCAUUAUAGAAGAUCAGGGUGUGCUUGCAUUGCCACAGUGGCAUGAUCUCUUUAAACAACUGCAAAGUUUGUACAAUACAUCCAAAAAGAGGACAGUGUUUAUAAAGCUUUCAUCACAAAGAGACAAAAUUAUAGUGUCUGGGUUUAGGGAACCAGUGAUAGAGAUCAGCCAGACAUUAGGAGACUUCAUUGAGAAACACACUAGAAUUGAAGAUGCUGUCCGUGUGAAGUCACAUGCAGUGGUUGAAUUUAUAAAAGAGAGAAAAUCACAGGACUGGCAGCAUUUUUUAAAGUCUAAUGAGGUGACGGUGCAUUUUGAUUCAAAGAGACCCCGGAUCAAAGUCUCUGGAGAGCGAAUGUCUGUACAGCCAGCUAUGACCUUUUUCAAAAAGAUGUCAGAUGCUCUUCACGCUGACACACUGACCAUUAAAAAGGCAGGAGCAAAAAAAUACUUCAAGGAGGAAGGUCAACUAAUGCUGUCAAUGUUACUGAAGGAAAGUGGAUUUGUGGUUGUGCUCCAGGAAGAUCACAUGCUGGAAGAGGAGGAGGAGGAUUACAAUAAAGGUAGUUUUGAAGAUUUUGUGGGAUCCUGUGAGGUUCGGAUGCCAAGUGGAAUAACCGUUAAAGUCAGAAAGGCAGACUUUUGCACACUAAAAGUUGAUGCUGUGGUGAAUGCAGCUAAUGAAGAUCUGCAGCACAUUGGUGGAUUAGCCCUGGCACUUCUUCAAGCUGCUGGACCAGAUCUGCAGGACUGUUGUAACAGGUACAUUAAAGUUAAUGGGCGUCUGCGACCCGGAGAUGCCAUCAUCACUGAGGCUGGUCGUCUUCCCUGUAAAUAUGUAGUGCAUGCUGUUGGACCUCGAUAUAACAGUUCAGACAAACCUGGUGUAAUGAAACAUUUAAGAUGUGCUGUGAGGGAAAGUUUAAAUCUGGCUUCAGGCAAACACUGCUCUUCCAUUGCAAUUCCUGUUAUCAGCUCAGGGAUAUUUGGCUGUCCUCUCGAACUAUGCACAGAUACAAUUGCCAAGGAGGUGCGAGAGUUCAUUAAUGAUCAGAACCGCAGUGCCUCACAAAGUAAACUCACUGAGAUUCACUUGGUAGACAAUAAUGGCACCACUGUGAAUGCCAUGGCUCAAGCUGUCAGAAAGUACUUUGCUGAUUUCAGCCCCAAAAUGAAUGUCCCUUUUCAAAGUAAGCCCAGUGCGCAUGACAGCUCUGGAGACAGAGGUCAGGGCAAUCGUGGUCGUGGGUAUCAUGGACAUACAGGCCAAGAGUUUGGAAAUUACAAUUAUGAGCCGAAAAAACAUAAUAAUAGAGACUUUGAAAGACAAGCACAAUCGAGAGAAGAAACCAACUUUUCUGGUGGCAGAUCAGAGUCGUUUGAUGGGUCGAGUGUUCUUGAAACCAAAACUACAAAAGGUGGACUAAAAAUCAUUUUGAGCAAAGGGAACAUCCAGUAUGCAAAGACUGAUGUCAUUGUAAACACUAUAUCAGAAGACCUGGACCUCAGUAAAGGUGCCAUUUCCAAGGCGAUCCUUCAGGCUGCGGGUCAUCGGCUCCAGAUAGAGGUCACCACAACUGUUCAUGCAAACAGGCUGAAUUAUGGAGAGAUGGUCAUCACAGAUGGGUAUAACCUGACAUGUGCAAAAGUCUUCCAUGUAGUUUGCCCAUAUUGGAGAGGUUCAGAAGACAGGGAACUCGGUCAGAUCAUUAGAGAUUGUCUGAAAAAAGCAGAUGCUCUGCAGAUGACUUCAGUCUCAUUUCCAGCUAUUGGUACUGGAGUCCUUGGCUUUCCUAAGGAUCUGGUGGCCAGGAUCAUACUGAGCGAAGUCCAGGAAUUCACCCCUCAAAACCUCAGAGAAAUAACUGUGAUUCUGCACCCCUCUGACAGAGAAAGUUUAGAUUGCUUUACCAGAAUAUUCAGACAUGGGAUUCAGAGUCCCAUCACAAAAGGAGCACGUCACCAUUCAAUCUCUACAGCAGAACCUAAGUCAACACAGAUGUCUGUCUCCACUCCCUCUCAUGGGGUGAUCACUAUGCAAGUGGGUCAAGUGACUCUGGAGGUUUCAUCAGGAGACAUAACUAAAGAAAGAACGGAUGUCAUUGUCAACUCCUCAAAUCACACAUUUUCUUUGAAAACAGGAGUAUCAAAGGCAAUUUUAGAUGCUGCUGGAUUACAAGUAGAACGGGAAUGUUUACAGAACGCUGCAGCAAAUAACCAGCAAACAGAGAUUGUGACUUCAGCUGGGCGGCUUCCAUGUGGAAACAUUAUCCAUAUUAUUGGACGUAAUAAACCAUCUGAAAUAAAGGAUGUUGUGUUAUCUGUUCUUAAGAUAUGUGAAGCAAACCAACUGUCCUCUGUAGCCUUCCCUGCUCUUGGCACAGGUCAGGGUGGAGCAAACCCAGCAGUUGUUGCAGAUGCAAUGGUUGAUGCGGUUGUUGACUUUGUGAAGAAAAAGAAACCAGCAUAUGUGAAACUUGUGAAGUUCCUCAUAUUCCAGACGAGCAUGGUGGCAGACUUCAAACAAAGCAUGCUCAAACGAUCGGGUGAAAAAGUGGAGGAGGAAAAAGGCUUUGUAGACAAGGUUAAAAACUGGACGAAAGAACUUUUGUUUGGGGAAAAUUCAGAAUCUCCCAGAAAUGAAGAGUUUGUAAUAGUGGUUCAGGACAUUGAACCAGCCGUGUUCCAGCUGUGUGGAGAGACGCAACAAGACUUAAAUAAAGCCAGGGACAUGAUCAACAGCCUGAUAAUAAAGGAGCACAUGAACAUUCAAAUCCGUGAUCCGGCUAUUGGUCAUUUCACCAGAGAGGAUGCAGAAAUGCUGAACGCAAUGCAGAGAGAGCUCACAGUAAGCAUCAAGCUUGAUAGAAGAGACCAAGACCCUGUCAUCAGAUUGGAGGGACUGACGAAAGAUGUCCACACUGCUGAGAGUCGCAUUCGGGACAUGAUCCGUAAGGUGGAAAGGUUUGAAAACAGAAGACGUGAGGCGUUCAUGAUCAACAGCUUGGUUGAGUGGAAAUAUCUGGCGAGUGGGCAGAACCUGAAAAGCUUUGAUAUGUUCACCAAUUAUGAUCUGGAAAAAGCCUUACAGAGCAAAAACACCUCUGUGAAAAUCAAAAUUGAUAAUGAUGAAUACACGGUCGAUUUAGUUAAUCUACUGGCCAAAAGAGGGAUGAGGCAGAUUGAAUUAGAAAGAGUAGAUCUGACAGACCGUCAAUGUGCUUUGCCUUCAAAUUGGGAUGACAUGAAGGGAAAGUCAGUUGUUCUGGUAAAUCUCACAGCAACUUCAAAUGAAUAUGCAGAUGUUGAGAAAGAGUUCAGGAGAACUGGCUUGACCUCUAACAUAAUUCAAAUUGAACGAGUACAAAACAGCACACUUUGGAAAAACUACAUGAUCAAAAAGGAAGAACUGGAAGCCAAGAACAACCAUAAAAACAACGAGAAGCUCCUCUUCCACGGCACUGCUCCUGAUAGUACUGAUCACAUUAACCAUCAUGGCUUUAAUCGAAGCUUUGCUGGGACACAUGGAGCCAUGUAUGGGAAUGGUACAUAUUUUGCUGUGGACCCAAAAUACUCAGCCCGAGGCUACUCUCAACCUGACGCCAGUGGACACAAACGCAUGUACCUGGCCAGGGUGCUUGUUGGCGACUUUACUCAAGGAAAAGCAGGCAUUGUCGUUCCUCCUGCAAAGAGCUCCAACAGUGCUGAUCUCUAUAACAGUGUGACCGAUAACAUAAUCAACCCCUCCAUGUUUGUCAUAUUCAAUGACGUACAGGCUUACCCAGAAUACCUCAUCACAUUUCAGUAGGGAUUUAGAGUAUCACUGAAUAUUUGUUUAAUGGAACUGAUUAAAAACUAGUAAACAUGGGGAAAUGUGUGUGUGUUAUAUAUUAACAAACUUAGUUUUGAAAAAUAAUUAUGAAGGCUGUGGCAACUUGCUUAUACAAAAACUGAAAUAUAAUCUUGAGAAAAGUUUUCUAACUGCUAUACUGAAGACUUAUUCUUAUUCUUCCCAUCAAAUUGUCCUCUCUCUGUGUGAGAAGACCGGACGUUCUGCUAAAAUAUCUUGUGUGCUUACUGAAAGAAAGUCAUACAGGAUUGGAAUGACAUUAGGAUAAUGACAGCUGAUUUUUCCUUAUGGGUAAACUAUAGCUUUAACAGGUUUUUAAAUAUUGAGAAUAACAUUAAAGGGACACUUCACUCAUUUGCAUUAAGCUUUGUAUCGUUAGAACCCCAGUCAUGUUUUUGAAUGGUCGUGCAUAAUUUCCUCAGUUUCCGCUGAGACAGGAGAAAUACAGAUUUCAGUGUUCCACUUCCUUCUUUCAAUGAUGUAAAAAUCAUCAUUUUGCAUUAUUGAAAGAAGGAAGUGCAAUAUCUUUGUUGAGGGGGUGAGACUACAAACACCCCUUUUCUCUGUCAAAUAGGCAACAAAUUUGAAAUGUAUGUUACAUUUCGACUACAAAUAUGAUGCACUUUCAAUAAAGAUUAAUGUUUCUACGGGUGAAAUGCUCCUUUAAGGUAUGAUGAGUUUGAAUUAAAUAUUUAUAUGGAACAUUAUAAUACUAUGUGAUCUUUUUAAUUGCACAUUCUUUUAUAUAUUUAAGUCGACAAUAAAAUUAAUGUGCCAUCAUAAUCUUUGAUCAAAAACGCUAACAUAAAAAACCCCUCCUAGAAACGAUCUCUCUACUUCCGGUCACAAGAAAAAACGGUUGAAAAGGGAAAAAAGGUUGGGCACGGGAAAAGGUUAAAGCGAUUAGCAAAUAGCAACAUGACCCAACUUCCAACGAGCCAAUCCUCGAUAAAUGAAUUCAAGUCCCACCCUACCAUUUUUUCCUCAUUUCAACAGCCAUUUCUUUAUGUAGCGAGGGGGGAAAUAAGACAUUUGCUAUUUCCUUUAAACUGUGACUUUAAAUAUUACGCAAAAUACAUGAUCUGCACAAUCAAUUAUUGCCAAAUGAAAUGUUAAGGGCUGAUCAAACAAUUUUCUGCAGGGUCUUAAAUGUGAACACUGUAUUUCAUAAACUUAUACCUAAUUAAAUGUUUUUAUCUGAAUUUAGAAA
Misgurnus anguillicaudatus (oriental weatherfish) is the source of this 11593-nucleotide messenger RNA. Lineage: Eukaryota; Metazoa; Chordata; Actinopteri; Cypriniformes; Cobitidae. The record is from RefSeq and is a predicted model, not a curated record.